AGCCGUUAAUGGAAUCUUUUCGAGGAAUGAUGGCGGCGAUUCCGGCGAAGCGUACGCCGCCGCAGUGGCAGGUGAUUGCUCUGGUGGCGAACCAUUUGGAUCCGAAAUCGCUGGCGGUGGCCUCGUGCGUCUGCAAAUUAUGGUUCAUUUCCAUGUCCUCCGAUCAUCUAUGGCGGUCCAUCUGCACCGCGCGGUUCCCUUCUCUCUCGACUCUCCGCCUCGCGGACCCGGGCGUCCCGUACCGGAGACUAUACGCGCUCGGGCGAGCGUCGGAGACGCGCCGCCUCAGGAAGCGGCCGCCGCCUUUGCUCUCCAUGUCCAGCAUCAUCUUCGCCGUCAACGUCUUCCACAAGGGCUCGUCCCUCAUCACCGUGGUGAAGCCCGGGAGCGAGCUCGACGUCGACCGGAACGGCGUUUUCCGGUUCGACGUUGACGUCGCCGUCGCCGGAGGCGGAGGCGGGAGUUUGGCGGGAAUGCAAGAGUUGCGCGACGUGAGAGUGACGUGGGACGUGGUAUUGGAAGGGUACCAAUGUAAAUUCACAAUGCUGGACUGCGAAGGGAAAGGGAACUUGGUGUCUGGAUUGGAAGCGUGGUACUCGGAGGAGCUUCCGGCGCCGGGGUGCUGCUCGGCGUCGAACGAUGCCGUGAGCGGCCUGGUGUCGGAUCUGAGACUGGGAUUGAAAGAAAGGUGCGGAAGAAUAGUGGUGGCGAAUAUGAGCUUAGGGUUACUGAAUAUAGUGAGCUGGAGAUAUGUUCUAGUGGUUGAUACUCUCAGAUAUUUGCAGCAUUUUCUUUUACCCUAAUUCACUACGUUCAGCCCUCUUUUACUUUUGUCAAAGAAAAAGUAUCAAUACCAAGUCAAAGUGUUUCUCUCAAA
Ipomoea nil (Japanese morning glory) is the source of this 877-nucleotide messenger RNA. Its product is annotated as probable F-box protein At5g04010. Gene Ontology annotation, biological process: SCF-dependent proteasomal ubiquitin-dependent protein catabolic process; gibberellic acid mediated signaling pathway. Gene Ontology annotation, molecular function: protein binding. The record is from RefSeq and is a predicted model, not a curated record. Gene Ontology annotation, cellular component: SCF ubiquitin ligase complex. Lineage: Eukaryota; Viridiplantae; Streptophyta; Magnoliopsida; Solanales; Convolvulaceae. The transcript has a single exon. The coding region runs from base 9 to 803 and encodes 264 amino acids.